Tachyglossus aculeatus (Australian echidna) is the source of this 2354-nucleotide messenger RNA. Its product is annotated as ubiquitin-conjugating enzyme E2 variant 1. Gene Ontology annotation, cellular component: nucleus. The coding region runs from base 105 to 548 and encodes 147 amino acids. Gene Ontology annotation, biological process: protein K63-linked ubiquitination; DNA damage tolerance. The record is from RefSeq and is a predicted model, not a curated record. NCBI's taxonomy places the organism in Eukaryota, Metazoa, Chordata, Mammalia, Monotremata, Tachyglossidae. The transcript is spliced from 4 exons.
GGAGGGCGUCCCGGGGGAGGGGGCCGGGCCGGGCCGGAGAAGGGGCCGUCAGUCCGUCCGCCCGUCCGUCCAUCAGUCCGCCCGUGCAGCCACAGCGACGCAAGAUGGCGGCCACCACGGGCUCGGGAGUAAAAGUCCCCCGCAAUUUCCGACUAUUGGAAGAACUUGAAGAAGGUCAGAAGGGCGUAGGCGAUGGGACAGUUAGCUGGGGUCUUGAAGACGAUGAAGACAUGACACUUACAAGAUGGACAGGAAUGAUUAUUGGACCUCCAAGAACCAUUUAUGAAAACCGAAUAUACAGCCUUAAAAUAGAAUGUGGACCUAAAUAUCCAGAAGCACCCCCGUUUGUAAGAUUUGUAACAAAAAUUAAUAUGAAUGGAGUAAAUAGUUCUAACGGAGUGGUGGAUCCAAGAGCCAUAUCAGUGCUAGCAAAAUGGCAGAAUUCAUAUAGCAUCAAAGUUGUUUUGCAAGAGUUGCGGCGCUUAAUGAUAUCUAAAGAAAAUAUGAAACUUCCUCAGCCACCUGAAGGACAAUGUUACAGCAAUUAAUCACACACAAAAAAAUCACCUCCCCCCCCCUUUAUUCAAUUUAAGCUGUCUUCGUUUUCCACAGUAGUCCAUUUUCUAGUUGCAUCAUGUAGACCUCAAAGUACUGGAAAGGAAGUUCCCAUUCAAAGGCGAUUUAUCUUAAGAUACUGUAAAUGAUACUAAUUUUUCAUUUGAAACUCAAGUUGUGCUAUAGCAAAUCAUGUGUCAUGUGUAACCACUGUCCACUUAGUUGACCUUCGGGUCUCAAGAUAGUCUAUUUAAAUUUUGGACUGUCAUAACCGAUGUGGCACAUCUAACUCAACUGUGAAAGCGUGCAUCACACAAUCACCUUGCUGCUUUAUUUGGCCUGGGAUUUCCUCGUUUUCUUUCUUUGGUCAGCCCCCCCACCCAACCUCCUCCCCCCCGCCCACCUUUUGGCAAUCGCAUUCCAGCUCAGGGCAGUUUGUUAGAGGAAACAAAGGUUUUAGCUUCCAGUGCGACGCUGGGCUUGGGACUACUAAGAGGGUUGCCUGCCAACCUCAGCCAUCCCUCCCUUUGUCCCGCCUCUAGCAAAGACUGACGAAGCUGGUUUCCUUCCCCUCCCCACCCCCCUUUUUAAACGCUACCCCAGUAAGCCAUCAUUCUCCCCUCCGCGGCCUUUGGCCAAGACUUCGAUUGUAUUUUGUUUUUCCACCCCCUCGUAACAAGGGCCUUUGGUGAGGGAUUCAGGGUUUUCUUUCCAACGUCUUCUCUUCCCCCACCUUCGCUGUGGGGUGCUGCUCUUUCUCCGCCCGCCCCUUCCUUGAAUCGGUCGGUCAUCCCUGUCCUGCAGGUUCUCCUCACCUUAGGCCAAUAGCCAGCCUGCCCUCCCUAGCUCAUCGUUUUGAAUGAAAUUGCAUUUAAUUUUCACCAGCCUGGGGGACCGGCGUAUCUAAUGUUUGCAAAUCCAGACCCAGCUCCUCCUGGCCUCCCUCCCCCGACUUUCUUCUCCCGUCCACCUCUUCCCGCUUUCCCCUCCCUUCCCCACACCCAGCUGCCCCCAGCGACCCCUUCCCUUUUGCCAACUCCCCUGCGACGGCUGAUGGUCUUUAGCUUGGCUUUUGGUCCAGUGAGAAGAGCAGAAGUUGCAUCAGGAUCGAGUGGAUCCGUCAACAACAGUCAUGAUCUUCAGCAGAUAAUUUCUACGAAAAGGCUGCGAUCUCAGUUCUAAGCGCGGCCCGCUUCGAAGGGAUCAGUCAGGUAUCUGAGGGCUUUCAGCUUUGGAAAUUGAAGGAGUAUUCGUUAAUCGCUCGUGCAUCUAUUCGGUUGCUCUCGUGGUAGCAUUACAGUAGUUUUGGAACUCGGCAACCGGAACAGAUGGUUCCUUUCGAACUGGGGGCAAACUUUGGUUUCCGAGCUCUCCCUCGGUGUCUGGGAAGUCCAGCUCUCCUGCGGUUAUUCAAGAAAACUCGGUGUGCAUAGCAGCCAUACCGUUUCCCUGGCAUCAUUUCCUGGCAACUCACAGCCUCUUCUGACUCACUGUCUUCUACUGAACACGGGGAUGCAAGCUUCGAGAUUUGUAUCCUGGGUUUGAUUUUGUGUUUUUGUUUUGGGGUAUUUUUUUUGUAAUUCAGCAUCUGUGUAAAAAACCGCACUUGGAAGCAGUAGAUAUCCAGCCAGAAACAAUCGGUGUUUCCAUUAACUUUUCGGAGGGAGAUGUUCAAAUUGAGUUGUAAGGAUUUAACAGCCUCUGUAAUUAAAGUUUAACAACAGUAUUCCAUAAGCAGCCUUUUUAUUGUCAGACCAUUGCCUGAUUUUAAUAUAAUAAAAAGUGUGCAUUAAUAUGAA